UUAUAUUUUAUAUGGAAAGUUCCAAGAUUCAGCCUCUCAAAUUGGGGAAGCAAGAAAUGAAGAAAUAGUGGUGUCAUUUCUGAUCUCUCACUUAAAUCAUCCAAUUUUAGAUAAAACCGGAAAUUUGAGAUUUGCAACAUUAAUGGAGGAAUUACCAGUCGAGCUUUGCCUUAAGAUCUUCUGUUUCUUGGAUUAUCAAAAUUUGUCAACUGCUCAACAAGUUUGCAGGAAAUGGAAAGUCUUGGGCUCUGAUAACAUUUUAUGGGCUAACCUCUUCAAGGAGAGGUGGGGUGAAGAUCGUGCUGUGUUCUACACUCCAACUGAUUCCAAGUCAUGGAAAGAUGUGUAUAUAGUGCAAGACCGUUGUGAUCGUGUUGGAUUAGGAUUGAUGAUAAUUAGGGAGGGAGCUGAUUAUUACGUAAUAUACCGUGGUGAAAUUCAAAGUUAUUUGGGUUCAAGGAGACAGAGGAAGGGGCAGGAGGCCAGCACUUUGAGCAGACAGGGUGAACUUGCUCAGGAAGGGUCUUUGGUAGGAGGACCCAACUAUGGGAUCCUAGAGAGCAUCCUUUUCUUCAUUGGGGAUCUGGAGGUCGCUUCUAACAAAGCAAAACAAAGCCGAUUAAUGUGAAUGAAUUGAAGUGUACAAGCCCUUAUGUUAACCACAAUGUCUGUAAGCUUACUUCUCUGUUGUAUAUGUAUAACAAAUCUUCGCUUGUAAAUCUCAGUGGAUGAUUUGUGUCUGUUCAUUCCUUCUGUAAAGUUUAAGUUGGUCGAACCAUCUAUUGUUAAAAAAAUGGUUCUAUAUGUAUGAGAUGAUUAUUUUCGUCUCUUAGUAGACUGAAAAUAGUUGUCACAUAAUUUAGCUUCUUACAAUUAAGGACAAGUGACAUUACUCUGUAAUUCAAAAUAACCUUUUAACUGUAUAUGAUAAUUGAUAAAGUGUUAAGUAA
Messenger RNA from Chenopodium quinoa (quinoa), 950 nucleotides. RefSeq lists its product as uncharacterized. The coding region runs from base 143 to 628 and encodes 161 amino acids. Gene Ontology annotation, cellular component: SCF ubiquitin ligase complex. The transcript is spliced from 3 exons. Gene Ontology annotation, biological process: SCF-dependent proteasomal ubiquitin-dependent protein catabolic process. NCBI's taxonomy places the organism in Eukaryota, Viridiplantae, Streptophyta, Magnoliopsida, Caryophyllales, Amaranthaceae. The record is from RefSeq and is a predicted model, not a curated record. Gene Ontology annotation, molecular function: protein binding.